AUGUUGAUUGUUGAUGUCAGAUUAAGAGCAAACCUUCAGCUGUCUGCACUCGACAAGUCACAUCCAACAUCGUCGUUUCUAUUUUUGGCCGUCGAUGCGCUUUCACCUCGACGUUACGCUACUCUUCGCAGUGAACUGAUCCCAUGCACACAAGCUACAACUACACUUUCUAUGAAGUACUGGCUCAAAGCUGGCACUCAAGUCGAAAUAUGCGCUGUGGAUACCGAAGGUGUAAUGCUCAGCUGUGCUUACCUAACCGAAGAAGACUCACCAGGACCAAUUGAAAUCGAUGUCGAUCCGUACGAUCGACCUUUCAGGUUCACUCUGGAAAUGAUCGCAUUCGAUGAGGCCUCGAUUGGACUGGUCGCGAUAUCGGAUAUGCAUCUCAAAGGUCUACUAUGUUCUGAGGAGCCACCACCAAUUGUUACCACCAUCGAUCCACCAACGAUUGUCUCCUUGUUCGGUCUACAGCAAGGACCUGGUCCGAACAUUCCUUAUGCACUCGAUUUGAAUUGCGAUUUCUCUACAGACUACUGCAGUCAGUGGGUGAACGACGACGGCGUGGUGGCGUACGGUGUGGCACCGAAGAACAGCCUCAAGUUCCCGGUUCCCAACGAUAUUAAAGGAAAUGUGGCCACAUUCCUGCUGGAAGGUGCGAAAGUCUCCGUACUGCGUUCAAGGGAGGUGCCAUGCGCAACCAAUGCAAACGUCACUGUCACUUAUAUGAGAUCGGAGCACGCCAUGGUCCGUCUUUGUACUCUUGGUACUUGUGUGGACGGUGGUAAAACAUCCGGUGAGAUGACAAUACAAGCAUCAUCUACAGAACCUUUCGAG
Messenger RNA from Ostertagia ostertagi, 834 nucleotides. NCBI's taxonomy places the organism in Eukaryota, Metazoa, Nematoda, Chromadorea, Rhabditida, Trichostrongylidae. The record is from the annotation of a GenBank genome assembly.